Molecule: messenger RNA, 2094 nt
Organism: Linum trigynum
Lineage: Eukaryota; Viridiplantae; Streptophyta; Magnoliopsida; Malpighiales; Linaceae
Source: the annotation of a GenBank genome assembly
AUUGACAGAAGAGGAAGGUUUCUUCUUUGGUAGCUCAAUGCAGUUUCCAACACCUUGGAGAUUCAGCCCAAGGUUGGCUCUCUUUCUCAUGGUUAUUGGUUUCAUCUAUUUAUUUUGGACUUAUGGUCUUUGACUUUUAUCUUUUCGGUAUCAUGUGUUUGUUUUUGGCUAGUUGGUUAACCUUAAAACAUGCAGCAUUUUGAUUUCGUUCACAGAUGCAAUCUCCGAUGAGAUGAGACAUCUUUAUCGACUGUUCGUAUUAUAUAACAGAUACCGGCACUUAAUGUGCGAACGUGUCUAUUGUUUUGGGACAAAUGAUCAAACACAAAAUCACAAUAACAAUGUAUAGCCUCGAUCAUUGAAUUUGACGUCAAAUACUAAAAUUUCUUGCUAUCUUUUAAUGCCUCCUGUCUUUAGUGUUGCCCUUCUCUUAGUUAAUUAGACGUCUAGAUUCCAGAAUGAGAAACUUUUUGUUCCAUAAACGUAGACAAGGCCUUUCUUUUUUAUAUUCAGCAGGUGCACCUUGGAAGCUCAGUUCUUGAAAAAGAUCAGUAAAUGCCGUUGAUUCUAUGAUCUUGAAUUCUAAGAUUAUGUAUGUUGCUCCACUAGGCUUAUCCCAUCUGGCUGGCAUUCUAUUUUUGUUUGUUUUCAUUUUUGUACUUUCUGUCAAGUAGGGGUCUGCAUGCUAAGAAAUUGCUGGCUGAUGUCAUAUGAAUAUAUGAGUGACAAUUCUCAUGAGUCAUGACCGAACAAUCAUGAUAAUUUGCCAAUGGCAAUCUCAUACAAUACAGAUUGCAUGGGAGAAAACGAAAAACAGAAUGGCAGCACAACUUGGAUUGCAUGCAGAAACUUAUUGUAACCUUUCUUCUUCUUGUAUGUCCAAAUUCAUUUUCUGUGCAGGAAACAAUUUGUGGGGUUUUCUCAGAACUGGAAGAAUGUUCAAAACACAGCUGCAGGAAUUGUGCCAGAAGAAGAGAUGGGCUUUGCCAUGGUACUCUGCAAUGAGAGACGGCCCAGAUCACAGCCCUCGCUUCAAGGCCUCUGCUUCCAUUGAUGGUCUCACCUUUCACUCUCCUCCUUCAUGCAACUCCUUCAAACAAGCUCAGAAUGAAGCUGCCCAAAUUGCCUUCCGCCACUUCACUUCACCACCUCCGAGCUCUGAAGUACCAAGCAAUGACCAUCAUGAUCCAGACGCUUUGAAUUCUGGAAGCUCUAAUGAGGCCCUUCAGGAGGGUGAAUAUGUACCUGGGUUUUACAAGAAUCUCUUGCAGGAGCUAGCUCAGAGAGAAAGGACCCUCCUGCCGGUUUACAAGACUAUGAAGACAGGCCCCCCACAUCUUCCAGCCUUCAUUUCCUCCGUGGAAGUGGGCGCAGAGAAAUUCCAAGGUGAAGAAGGGAAGUCCAAGAAGGAAGCUGAGAUGAAUGCUGCCAAGGUUGCCUACACCACUUUGAAACUCGCUUCCAAAAAAUGUCCUGCCCCUUGUUCUACUGAAACUGAAGGUUACAAAGAAGAAGUGAAAGAAGUAAUAAACUUGACAGCAGCUGAAGCAGCAAGGAGUUCUGAUGGAGUAGUCACAAGGAAGCCAGAAGCCUCCAAUUACUCCCACUCCCAGCUUGUGAAUCCAGCAGAAAAAAUCCCCUGCCCUUCUUCCAUUGCCAGCCAACAGAAGAAAGCAAGGAGUGAGUUGGUCCUAAACAAGGUCAGGGUCUACACCUCAUACCCAGAUAUCGAAUUCCCUCAAGGAGUCACAAUCAUGCCAUUUGGUGAUGACCGAUGGGUUGCUAUAAGGUUGGAGCUCCCUGAUCAACUAGCCUAAUGUCAGCGACAUAUAUUGUCGAUAGUUAUUUGAUAACUACCUUUCAUAUAUUUCACCAUUAUCUCCAUUUUCUGGUGUUGAAGUUAAGAGUGGGAAGCUACCAUUCUACUUCCAUGAACCAUUGAAUUGUAUUAGUAUAUUUACCUAGUAGCUAUUGGUGCCAAUUACCACUGUAUUAGACUAUAUGUGCAGAUGAAAGAGGGAGUUAUUAAGCCAGGCAUUUGAGUUUAGGAUUUGGGACAAAUGGCUGGUGCUACAACAAACUCAAAACUUAUGC